Messenger RNA from Lepus europaeus (European hare), 3086 nucleotides. RefSeq names its product cytoskeleton associated protein 2 (gene CKAP2). Gene Ontology annotation, biological process: negative regulation of microtubule depolymerization. Gene Ontology annotation, cellular component: microtubule cytoskeleton. NCBI's taxonomy places the organism in Eukaryota, Metazoa, Chordata, Mammalia, Lagomorpha, Leporidae. The transcript has 9 exons. Bases 75 to 2126 code for a protein of 683 amino acids. The record is from RefSeq and is a predicted model, not a curated record.
GAGCAGGGGCGCGCAGUGGCCUGAGGGAGUCUGAGCCGCUCCGCGCAGACGCGCAUCCUCCGACCGCGGCUGCUAUGAGCACGCCGGCCGUUCCCCGGGACCUGCAGCUGCCCCCGAGUCAGAGGGCCCAGUCCGCGUUCAGAGAACAAAGGAGACAGAAAUUCAAGGAACAUCUGUUAAGAAGAAAAACAUUUUGUUCAUACAAACAGGAAAAUCAGACAUUAUCCAGUUGUGGAGAACAGACAAUAAUGACAUCUGAGGACCAGGUCCAAAAAGGAACAAAAGCUCUGAAUCUUAAAACAAAAAUGGCUGAUAAAGAAAAUCUCAAUAGACCUACAGGGAACAAAACUACAACAGUGGACAAAAGUUAUGUUCCUUUAAAACUGUCUAAUGAAUUAAACAACUCAACCACAGUAAUUGAUGCAAAGAAUUUUGGUGAUGAUAAUCAAGCUAUACAAUUGUUAUCAAUUAAAGAGGAUCCCCAAAGUCAACAUAUGACAUUAAGCCAAGCAUUUCACCUUAAAAACAACAAUAAAAAGAAACCAGUGACUGCAGAAAAGCCAAAGCAAGAUGCUAACAUGCCCAAAAAACCUGUGCUUGGAGCUUACCGUGGUCAAAUUGUUCAAUCUAAGAUUAAUUCUUUCAGAAAACCUCUACAAGUCAAAGAUGCAAGUUUGACAACAACGAAACUUGCAACUACUGUCUCUAAAGCCACAAAGCCUCAGCCUGUAAACACUAGCAGUGAAACAGUGAAAAGUGAGCAACCCUCAAAUAUGACAGCUGCCACUAAAUCUGUGAGAGCUACAUCUCAGAAUACACAACUUGUGAGACCUCCUAUUAGAAGUCACCAUGAUAAUACCCAAAACACGGGGAAGCAAAGCAUCAGUAGAACCUUGGCCAACGUUACCAUCCGGAAAGGGCCUCGGGAAAAAGAAUUAUUACAAUCAAAAACAACUUUAUCUAGCAUCAAAACUGCUUCUUCUCAGGACAUAAAAAGAAACAAGGCACUGUCAAGAGGCAUAGUGUCUGAAAUGGUAGCCAAACCUACUUCAUCUUCUAAUACCAAAUUGGUAGAAAAGUCAAAACCCGUUGACCAGCAAAGACCUACUAUAACAACAGCAACUGUUAGUAGUAGGUCAGGUCAACCCAAAGAAACUGCAGAACAGAGAAAAGCUCGUCUGAGUGAGUGGAAAGCUGGCAAAGGAAGAGUAUUGAAAAGACCUUCUAACCCAGUAGUUCAACAACCUGAGCCUGAGGGACAAGCUGAAAAACCAGUGGGGUCCUUCUGGACUACCAUGGCAGAAGAAGAUGAGCAAAGACUAUUUACUGAAAAAGUAAACAAGACAAUUUCUGAAUGCCUGAACCUGAUUACAGAGGGGUGCCCAAAAGAAGAAAUACUGAUCACACUGAAUGACCUGAUUAAAAAUAUUCCAGAUGCCACAAAACUUGUUAAGUAUUGGAUUUGCCUUGCACGUAUUGAACCAAUCACAAGUCCUAUUGAAAAUAUUAUUGCAAUCUAUGAGAAGGCCAUUCUGGCAGGGGCUCAGCCUAUUGAAGAGAUGCGGCACACGAUUGUAGAUAUACUAACAAUGAAGAGUCAAGAAAAAGUUAAUUUUGGAGGAAAUACUGAAGAGGCUUAUGCAACCAAGGAACAAAUCCAACAGGGCAACACUGAAGAUAAAGAUCUUAAUCUAGAACCAGUAAAACAGGAAAUAGAAAAUAAACAUAGAAAUGUGGUGUUUCAAGAUUGUGAAAAAGAACAAGAUGAUAAAACAAAAGAUUCAACCAAUGAUGUUAAAACCCCCAAUACUGAAACCAGAGCAAGUUGCUUAAUUAAAUAUAAUGUAUCCACUACACCAUACUUGCAAAGUGUAAAAAAGAAGAUGCAAUUUGAUGAAACGAAUUCUACAUAUAAAGAGCUGAAGUUUCUUACACCAGUGAGACGUUCCCGUCGUCUUCAAGACAAGACUUCCAAAUUGCCAGAUAUGUUAAAAGACCAUUAUCCUUGUGUGUCUUCACUGGAGCAGUUAACAGAGCUGGGAAGUGAAACCGACGCUUUUGUCUGCCGUCCUAAUGUAGCACUCUGCACGAUGUUCUCUGAGACCAAUACAACAGAAGAGGAAUAAAGCUCUGAUGAAGAAUGGGGUUUUGUUAUUCCUGAGUGUUGUCUUUUGUGUGGCUUUGUAUUUCCUUUUGGUCUGGAGAUGGCUAAGUCCCUAAGUAUUCUUAAAAGUGAGCUCCUUUCCUAGCAUUUAUCUUAUAACAGGCAUUGCCUUUCUAUGCAGUGAAAACAUAAUCCUGCCUUGUCGAUCUCAACACUUUUCUUUAAAAUAAAUAGUUUAAAACAGCUAGUUUACUGUGUUCCUUGACUAUAAACAGGUUUGGUCAUGUUAGCUUCUUUACUUAAUCUAAGUACAGUAAGAUGUAUCAUCAGAAAAUAAAAUGUUCUUGAUAAAGUUUCUAGUUUUGUAUUUUAAAAAGUUGUGCUAAUUUUUUUUGAUGACUGAGUAGAACCAACUCCCUUCAAGUAUAAAACAAGGUUUGGCUUGCUUUUCCACCAAAUUCCUGUUACCCAGACUGUUGUGCCCUGUUGUGUCUCUUGGACUGCUUGUCAUUUUCAUCAGUGAUAGCCUGUGUCUCUGGACUCUUGGCCUUUUUCUUUUAAUUAUAACUGAGGUCACUAAAAAGGAUAAAUAGCUUAUUCCUAAAAGAGGGUUCUUUGUGUAAGAAAGACAAGAAACCACAUUUUGUAGAUAUUUGAAACUUUAAUCUGAGUUCCUUUUAUAACUUGACUACCUAAAACAUUAACUUCUAUAGCUUCAUUUCAUAGUUUAUUAACUAUUAGAAUUGAAUUAGGAAAGGGAGUAUAUAAUAUUUAAUAAAUGUCAAUCUUGCUGAGGUAUCAUUUCUAAAAUAACCAAAUACUUAUACUUGCUUUCUCCUCUAUAACAACUUUACUUCUCAGUCAUGACUCCAGCAAAAUAAAAUUUAUAUACAGUAAAGCAUUUUCUCCCCAUAUAUAAAUCCACCAAUAAAGCUGUUUUGUAAGUCCCAGAACUAAUAUUUUCAUUUCAUACAUCCUUUUG